This is a messenger RNA of Cyphellophora europaea CBS 101466, 1407 nucleotides long. RefSeq lists its product as uncharacterized. The record is from RefSeq and is a predicted model, not a curated record. Lineage: Eukaryota; Fungi; Ascomycota; Eurotiomycetes; Chaetothyriales; Cyphellophoraceae. The coding region runs from base 1 to 1407 and encodes 468 amino acids. The transcript has a single exon.
AUGAAGUUCAUCCUACGCACCAACCCCAGCGACUCGGAAUGGGCAGCCCAGCUGCCUCGUAUCUGCGACCUGUAUCGACGGGAGGGCCGGUCCCUCGAAGAGACGCGCAUUCUGAUGAAGAACGAGAGCGGGUUCUGUCCACCCGCCUCCAAGUAUCGCCGGAGGAUCAAUCGGAUGGUGAAAUCGUUUGAACGCCUGCCUGUCCAGGUCCUGGAGGCCAUGGACAUCGUCGUCAGCACGAACGGGGCAGGGCCGCUGGGCACCCAUUUCGUCCUGGUGUGGGAUGGCUCGGUCAUGCAGGCGAGCCAGCUGCCCAAACGACCUGCAUUGGAUGACCGAGAUCGCCGGUUCGACGACAUGUGGCUUCAGCGGGCAUAUAGAAUGCUGGGCCAUGUCGGCAUCUACACGUGGGUUAGGCAGAGCCCUCGUCUUGCCCCCAGCUGCAAGCCGCGACCGAUGCCACCACCCCAACGCUGCAACUUGGAGCAGGCAGCGCACCAUUUCAAGGCCGACGUAGAACUGGAAGCGUGCGCCGUCAAGUCGUCCGCAGGGUCGAUCAUGCUGCCUCCCCUAUCGAGAAGCCACCAACAGCGCCGCACGGUCGUCUCCUGCGCCGCUCCCUACCUGUUGCAACCGACCGGCACCCAGACCUCACCACCAUCAUCAUCACCACCAGCAGCGGGCGCCGCAGCAGCAGCCUCGCAGCUCGAGAAGCUGCUGACUCAGACCCCACCCAACGAAUACAUCCUCACAUUCCUGCACUGGGCCAGCAUGAGCUUCGCCUCAGACCCAGCCGACGCCCAGCGCCUCGAACACUACCUCUCAACCUGCUGCAACAUCCUCAACACCGCCCCACCCACCAACCCACCCAACCCGCUCGCCGCCCCCUUCAACUACCUGCACGCCCGCCUGCGUCACGACCCGAUCGCCACAGAACUGCACUUCUCACUCAUGACCCGCGUCAGCGACUCCCUGCACUACCAUCACCACCAUGACCCCCAUCACCCCCAUCGCGCCGCCACAGAGCCAAGCAUGCUCGUCAUCGACUUCUACCGAGGCUGGCACCUCUCGAGCGAGGGGCCGCGCGUCGGCGACGCCCUGGCGGUCCUGACGGCGUGCCUGGCGGGGCUGGAGUCGCGGGUCGGCGCGCACGCGCUCAUCACGGUCAACUGUUUGGCCGUUCUGGGGAAAGGGUACGCGUCGCAGGGACACUAUGGCGUGGCUAGGGCCAUGUAUGAGAAGGCUUUGGGGCGGCUGCCUCCUACUGAUGGUGGUAGUGGUGCCGGUGGUGUUGGUGUUCCUGCUGGUGUUGGGUCGGACGGCCUGCGGCGCGGGAUCAUGGAGGGCGUGGCGAUGGUGGAGAAGUUACAGGGUAUGAAGGUGGGUGGGCAGGUACAGUUGAGGUAG